Molecule: messenger RNA, 837 nt
Organism: Saprolegnia diclina VS20
Lineage: Eukaryota; Oomycota; Saprolegniomycetes; Saprolegniales; Saprolegniaceae
Exons: 1
Coding region: 20-793 (257 amino acids)
Source: RefSeq, a predicted model, not a curated record
ACCAAGUGUCUCGCCCACGAUGUCACCAAACCUUAUGCCGAAGCGGUUUUGCACGUCGGGUGGUCAGUUCAUCCUCUCAGAAUUCUACGGCGGGCUGUACGUCAACUUUGUGCAAGGCAACGCCAACGAGUUGUUCGACUUCGACGCAAACAACAACUUCAUCAUCUCCAAGAGCGGCAACACCUGCCUGACACUCUUCACGGAGACUUCGACGCCGUACGUUCGUACAGAUCCGUGCACUGGAGGCGACGCGCAGCAGUGGUCGAUCGCGGGCAAUGUCAUCAAGAGUCGUGCUGGCACCUUCGAUUACUGCUUGACGUACGUGCCUAAUCAAGCCGCCGUAGCUGUCGGAGUGGCACCGUGCACCGAUAAACCCACGACGCCGCAGUACUUUGGCUCAUGCGACCAAUCGACGCCGCCGACGUCGGUGCGGCUUCGGUCGGGCGACAACUACCUCUCCGAGUAUUUCACGGGCCUGUUCGCCAACACACUGAAGCGCAACCGCAACGAAGUCUUCCGCUACGACGCCAGCGCCAAGACGCUGCAAGUGCAGAGCAACAUGGAGUGCCUCGACGUCUACCAGGACACGUCGCUCGCGUACCACCUCCACACGUACCCGUGCAACCUCAACAACGGCAACCAAAACUGGAACGUCACCGUGUCGGGCGCCAACCCGAUUCAACACAUCACGUACCUUACGCAGUGUCUGGUCGACAAGGGCGACAAGACCGCUGGUGUAGCCCCGUGCGAUUCUUCAAACCAAAAGCAGCUAUGGACGGUCGAGGCUGCGUAGUACCUUGCAUGUAUCAACUUGAUAAUUUUAUCUUGUACGGUGCC